Monoraphidium neglectum is the source of this 549-nucleotide messenger RNA. RefSeq lists its product as hypothetical. The transcript is spliced from 5 exons. NCBI's taxonomy places the organism in Eukaryota, Viridiplantae, Chlorophyta, Chlorophyceae, Sphaeropleales, Selenastraceae. The coding region runs from base 1 to 549 and encodes 182 amino acids. The record is from RefSeq and is a predicted model, not a curated record.
AUGGGACCCUUCAAAGGCCAGCGGGAGAAAGUGGUCGCGGCAGCGUUUAACAUGCAGCGGGGUCCCGACCUACCAGACCGCUUGCUGGCGUCGUUGCCGUACCUCCUGCCCCUCCUGGACACGUUGCCAUAUGGCAGGUUCAUCUUCCUGCAGUACCCCUAUGUGGCGCGCGCCCUGGCCCCCCUGGCCCCCCUCAACGCCUUGUACCACCUGUUCCCCUUCUUCCCCUUCAUCGUGUUCCUCGGGGUGUAUGGCGGCAUCGUCAACAACACCAGCCUGAGCCGCUACAUCCGCUACAACGCUGCGCAGGCGGUGCUGCUGGACAUCUUGCUCAUCAUCCCCCAGGUGCUGCUGGACGCGUUUGGCCGGCCCCAGGGCGACGGCAUUUUGAUGCAGCUCUACAUCAGCGCCGCCAACACCCUGUUCCUCUUUGUGGCCAUAUCCACUGCCUACGGCAUGGGCUCGUGCGCCGUGGGUCAGACGCCGCGGCUGCCGUUGGUGGCGGAUGCGGCCGACACUCAGAUGCGCGACGGCGGCUCGGGCUGGUGA